Ailuropoda melanoleuca (giant panda) is the source of this 2185-nucleotide messenger RNA. Its product is annotated as cytoplasmic polyadenylation element-binding protein 2-like. The coding region runs from base 1396 to 1734 and encodes 112 amino acids. NCBI's taxonomy places the organism in Eukaryota, Metazoa, Chordata, Mammalia, Carnivora, Ursidae. Gene Ontology annotation, molecular function: translation factor activity, RNA binding; mRNA regulatory element binding translation repressor activity; mRNA 3'-UTR binding. The transcript is spliced from 2 exons. The record is from RefSeq and is a predicted model, not a curated record. Gene Ontology annotation, biological process: negative regulation of cytoplasmic translation. Gene Ontology annotation, cellular component: synapse; cytoplasm; nucleus.
GAUGCUUAAAUGUUAGCAGAAUUACAAACAGGUCUAUGUUUUUAGGGUCUAGGGAAGAAAUGGAGAUUUUAUUGCUUCUCACUAACUGGUGAAGGCAACAGUGUUAUAAAUGGCAAAAAGUUAUGUGGGGGGUGGUGAACUUUGUAGCAUUCAUAAGGAAUGUGUGGACUGGCCAGUUCAAGAGUUGAUUUAAGAUGCUUUGAAACUGUAAUUGACAGAUUUACUACCUUUCAAAUGAGAGUGCUUCUAGAUAUAAGUCAAGUCACAUAAAAAAUCAUCUUAUGAGUUUUUUUUGCAUUAAGUGUUGACAGUUGGGCAAUGGGGAAAAUGAAGAAUUGUGUUGAUACUAAGGAAAUGAAAAUUCAUCUGUUUUGUUUCCUGUCCUGUUGGUGAGACUGGGAAAGGAGAAGCGUGUUCCCUAAAGAUAGAGGCUGGUUUCUCUGCUUCUACACCUAGCUCAUUUCCCAGCGCACCUGGCUGGCUGAGUGACUGGUUGAUUCUCAGGCAGUACUGACGCUCCCCUUUUGGUAUGGGAGGGGUUUUUUGUGGUUUUGUUUUAAGCUAUUCUUUGAUGAUUGAGUUAUGGAUUGAAAGGAAUAUGUUUAAAGGUUAUGAUUCUGAUGAAAUACCUUAUUUUUUGUAGGUAGGAAGUCAGAGUACCAGUGAAGAGAUAUUACCAAAUAGAAAGAAGUAUGUCCAUAAAGAUUUCUUUUUCUACUCUUUGAAAAGUAACUUCAAUUUCUAGGCUCACCUUUGUUUAACCAAACUUGUUUAGGAAAAUCAGAUAAAUCAAAAAUAGAUAACACUAUGUGCUUCAGUAUUUGAUAUUGCUGGUAAUUCCAUGCUAACCUGAUGAGUGUCGAUCUGUGUUAAACCAUAUUUCUGAAAGAUAAAUGUUUCAAUUUUAAGGGUUGAUAAAAAUUUAAAAGCCAGACGUAUAGAUAAUUUUUAGAAAAUAUUCCUAAUGUUCCUGUUCCCUUUCUUCAAGUGAGCUCUUAAAAAGCUAAUUGCUGAACUGUAACAGGUUAUAAACAGUCUAUCAUGUGUUAAAGUGGAUCUGAUUCAAAACCCCAAGUCUGUCUCUGAAAAACUUCCUUUUUUCAAAACCACAGGUGGUUUCUGAAGGUUUCAUAGUAUAUGGCUUUUAGAGUGUUGAGUAGAGUACCUGUAAGUAGAUUCCCCAAGUUCUGUUGAAAGGCACCUAAUGCAGAUAACAUAAAUUAAUAACUGGGAUUCUGUUUGGGUUAUGUAUGUUGUAAAAUGCACAAAUCAGUGGGUUUGUCUUUAGUCACCUUAUUCUCAUUUGGGGUUGAUGGAAAUGAAGUAAGGACCAAGUAAACGACUUUUUUUCAGGUGCAAAUUCGACCAUGGAACCUAAGUGACAGUGACUUUGUAAUGGAUGGUUCUCAGCCUUUGGACCCCAGAAAAACUAUCUUUGUUGGGGGAGUUCCACGACCCCUUCGAGCUGUUGAAUUGGCAAUGAUCAUGGACCGUUUGUACGGUGGUGUCUGCUAUGCUGGCAUCGAUACGGACCCAGAGCUGAAGUACCCCAAAGGUGCUGGCCGUGUGGCGUUCUCCAAUCAGCAGAGUUACAUUGCAGCCAUCAGUGCUCGCUUUGUGCAGCUCCAACACAACGACAUUGACAAACGGGUGAGCAACCACUCGGGGUAUGAUUGCUAUGGGAAAGAAAUGAAGUUUAUUUUCUGGGCCCCCAGGGAGAAAAGCACCUCAUGAUCAUAAGUGAGCAGCUCUACCUUACAUGGUAUCAGUCCCUGAGUCCCUCUAGACUGCCUGAAAAAAAGAGUACCCACGGUAUUUCAGGCGUUAAUGAACCUUCUGCCUCACCCAUCCCCAGGGUGAUAUUACACUUAUGGAAAUAACCCUGCAGAAUUUAGCAUACCCGACUGGUGCUGUUUAAAAGAUGAUGCCAACAGCACAUUAACAAAGGUUGCAAGCUGGUGACCUGUUUGACCCAUAUGGUGCUCUUAAAACAAGUAAGUUUGGACUCACAUUUAAUGUUAAUGUUCAUGAGUAUACAUAAAAUUUUGAACUUCUGAUUUCUCUUAAAAUUGCAAGAUCGCACAUGAUUGCAAUCAUUGGAGCCAAAUAACUGCUGUCUGUUUCAGUUCCCUCCAAUUCCCUGUAGUCCUCCAGUUCCCUUUCGUCCCAUUCUUUAAAAACACGC